AUGAGUCAGUACAGUUCCCAGAACGUACUGAACAUGAGUUUGAGCCGCAGAGGAGACCCGACCACCGGGGGGUCCUUUCGCUACACCCGUAGCGAAUUCGUGCAAGGAGGUGGCAACGGAUACGACCAUUACAUGGACGGAUACAAUACUUUGCCCAAGUCUUCUGUAGGAGGAAUGGCGGUAGACACUAUCGGAAGAAUGUCAUCUACAACUGGAGGUGGAAUUAGUGGCCUCAAUGACAUCCAUCAGAGAGCCAUGUCACUCCAAGCGCAGUGCCAAGAGGACCUGAGGAGAGCUGAAUUUGCUCUACAGUCGGGAGGUAACAUGGCUGAUGCUGAGCAGUAUCUGUUAAGGGCAAAAGACACUAUUGAUCAACUGAAGACCUAUGCAAUGGACCUGAAGCAGAUGGGACAGCCGAGUGACAACGUUUUCAGAACUUGGGAGAUUUGUAACGAUCAGCUGAAGGGGUUCCACUUGGCUAUGACUGGCUCUUUGCAGAGGAGAAAGAGUGCUAGAGGAAGCACGAGCUCUUGGGAAGAGCAGGGGAGGAGCUUCCACGAUGCUGUGGCCUGGAUUGCACAGCAAAAGCGUCUGAUUGAAACGACAUUUUGGGGUGAAGAUCCUGCUAGCAUAGAAAAGAAUCUUAUUAGCCAUCAGAGGUUUCACAACUCUAUUCAGAACAGUGCAGAAGUGGACCGAGCCAGGAGUGAACUGGUGAAGAAAGGAGACAAAGGAAAUCUUCAUGCUUUGGAUCAGGAGUGGGACAGUCUACAGCAAAUGUCGUUUGCUCGGACACAGCAGCUGGAAGACUUGCAGCAGAUCAUUCAAGAACUGUCCAAAGAGAUCAUGUGGGUCAAUGACAAGGAAGAAGAGGAAUUAAUCUUUGAUUGGGGUGAUAAGAACCUUGACCAGUACAUACCCCGGAAGCAAGAAAGCUAUUCAAAACUAAUGAGUGCCCUUGAGGAGAAAGAAAAGCAACUGAAUAAACUAAAGGUCCGAGUGGACAGCCUGUUGAAGAACAAUCACCCAGCUUCAGACAAGAUCGAGGCAUACAGGGACACACUACAGACUCAGUGGAGUUGGCUCCUUCAAAUUACCAAAUGCAUUGAUGUGCAUCUCAAGGAGAAUGCCGCAUACAACCAGUUCUUUAAGGAGGCUCAUGAGACCUGCAGAUCCCUACAGGGGCAACAAGAAGCCAUCCUUCAAAGGUUUUCCUGCGACAAGAACACCUCACUGGAAAACCUGCUGGAGCUGCUCAAGGGAUUGGAGAGGGAGAGAGAGACUAUAAAUGAUCACAAGAGGCAAGUACAGCAUCUUGUAAACAAGUCCAAAAGCAUCGUCAGACUGAAAGCCAGAAACCCAGAAGAGAGGAGCAGCCGACCUGUUAUUGUAAAAGCCCUGUGUGACUUCAAACGUGACCAGAGGGUGAUCUGUAAGGGUGAUGAGGCGAUCUUGAAAGACAACAGUCAGCGUAGCAAGUGGGAGGUUACAGGGCCAGGUGGACUAGAUAUGGUGGUACCAUCAGUGUGCUUGAUCCUCCCUCCUCCCAAUCCACUCAGCAUCAAUCUGGCUACCAAAAAUGAGCAAUACUAUGAGUCUAUUUUGUCUAUCUGGAAUCAGCUGUACAUCAAUGUUAAGAGUCUCAUUGCCUGGCAGUACUGCCUUAUUGAUAUUCAACACAUCAACUCCCUCACCAUCUCCAUGCUGGCUCAGAUGAGUCCCGAGGAGUACUCCCAGCUUAUCAAGCGCCUUGAGACACAUUACGAAGAGUUCAAACUGAGUUGCCAAGGCUCACAGAUGUUUGUUGAAAAUGAUAAGAGGAGCAUUGAGAACCUGUUCAACGGGGCUCAGGCCCACUAUGGAACUCUGGUGGUGCAGUUACCUGCUUACCAAGCCCAGCAAGCACAGCAACAGCUAAUUAUAAUGACUACAGCUGCCAAUGAUGAUGCCAGAAAGCUAGAGGAAGAAAAUCAGAGAACGGAAUUGAAAAAAGUGAAAAAAGAAGUGGUGAAAGUAAUAAGGACGGAGCCGACAAAGAAGAAGGUCACCCCAUCUUCUCAUAGCUUAACAGAGCUGCAUGCACUCAGAUUGAAGCUUGAGGCAGUUGAGGGCUUACUGAAUCAGCAUGUUCAUUUCUGCUUGGGAGAUGAUGGGACAAAAGACUGUGGCCUGAAAAUCACACAGUUAGAGGGUGUGCAGCUUGAGGUCAACACGAUAAAAGAAGAGUACGUAAUACUGAGGGAGAAUAUUAUGAAGGAGCUGGAGAGGAUGAAGGAUUCGGACAAAGCUCAGUUCCUACGCAAUGAGCUUGGAGUCAUCAAUGAACGUUUCAACAGUCUAGAGAGUAACUCAUCAACGAAUCUCCAUCGGCUCCAGGCUCUAAAGGACUUGAUGGAAAGUAUGGCACGUGCUGAAGACAUCAUUAAAGUUCAUGAGGCGAGAUUGACAGAGAAGGAGACCACUUCUCUGUUGCCAGGAGAUGUAAAUGACUACUUGACGGCUCUUAAGAAUAUUCAGGAUGAGUUGGAUCAGAAAAACGAUGUUCUGGCCUCCCUGGAGGCUGAACUUGCCAAGGCAAACCAUUGGAAUGGCGAGGUGGGUGGGCCCUUCCACAGGUGUGACAUGAUACUUUCAAAAUACAGUGAGCAAGUGGGUCUACUGUUGGACCGCUGGAGACGAAUAAAGGCACAGAUCAACUGCAGACUUCAGGAUUUGCAGCGGUAUCUGCCUCAGCUGGAACAGUACAAGCAGUCCAGCUCAUCUUUCACUGACUGGAUGGAUGACACAAGGAAAAAGCAAGACUACCUGCAGGCCACUAAUAUACAAACUGUUCAAUCUCUGACGGACCAAAUUAACAAUCAGAAGGCUAUAAAUGCGGAAAUCAAAGCAAAAAGGGAAACAUUAGAAAGUGUCCUGAAAGACAAUGAGGCCUGUGUGUCCUCCAUCAAGGAUUUUGAAUCGGACCUAGCCUGUUACACCUCUGGUUUAGAGACUUUGCUCAACAUCCCUAUCAAGAGAACAAUGUUAAGAUCGCCAUCUGUGGAUCUCAUUCAGGAGGCUACCCAAUUGCAGACCCGAUACAUGGAGUUGCUUACUUGGUCUGAUGACCAUUUAAAAUUCCUAGGAGAACUUCUGAAAAACAUGGAGGAUCUUAAGAUUCGUAGCACUCGGAUUGACCUGCUAGAAGAAGAACUUCGCUUGUUGAGGGAGACUAUCGAAGACCGCAAUAGCAAGAAUAAAUCUCUCGAAGAAGCUAUUCUCCGCUAUCAACUCGAGCUGUCCCAGUCACAGGAAAAGCUGCUGUCAAUGGAGGAGAUUAAACAGACCACUGACCUGCAGUGCAAUGCUGCAAAAGACAGCCUAGACAGCACUCACAACCAACUGGCGGACCUAACUGAUCAGGUGACACAUCUCAACUACUUGCUGGAGGAAGAAAAGAGGAAGAGGAAACUGGCAGAAGAGCGCUUCACCCAACAGCAAGAGGAGUAUCAGUCUGUCCUUAAGAAAAGGCAUACAGAGCUAGAAAGUGUCAGCCGGUCCAAAGUGGAAGUGGAAAAGACUAUGGCAAAUCAAGAACAUGGGAUUAAACAGCUACAGCGGAAGCUAGAAGAGGAAACCUCAAAGGUGACAGAACUUCGCAAUGAGAUUUCAAAGACAUCAACCACAAUUCUAUCACUUCAAUCGCAGUACAGUGACAUUGUAAAAGAGAGAGAUGCUCUUCAGCUGAAACUCCAGUUGUCUGGGAACGACAAGGAUCAUCUUGAAAGACUAGAAGAGGAACUCAGACGCAUCAAACUGUCUCUUGAGUCAGAACUACAAAAUAGGCAACGUGUACAGGAGGAGAAUGAGCGGGUGAAAAGAGAUUUAAGUUACUGGAAGGAACAAUAUGAAAGUAAACAGGAACUUGUUAACAAAUAUGAUGCCAACAAGGAGCAUCUGGAAAGUGAAAAUACGAGUUUGAAAAGUGAGAUAGAGAGACUUCUAAGGAAAUUAAGUGAUCUUGAGAGUACAUAUCAGGGAAAGCUUUCAGGUCUUCAGAAAGAACUCACAGAAUUGAUCAUUGUGAAACAAACUAUGCAGGAUGAGUUAAAGAAAACUAGAGAACCCUCAACCUUGAAUGCAUCCACCAUAAUUUUUGAUGGGGUCCGCAAAACGGUCACAGCAGCCCAAUUGUUAGACUGUGGUAUUUUGGAUGAACCAACUUACAACCAGCUCAUCAAAGGUCAAAAGACUGUUCCUGAUGUUUCUAACAAUAUUAAAGUUAGUCUUAAAGGAACAGGUCCAAUAGCAGGGGUGAUAGUUGAGAAACUACAAGACGACAGAUUUAUUUCAGGAAUUCCUUGUAAAAUAAGCCUUACUGAAGCAAAGAAAGAGUGCCUUCUACCACCAGAAGUUGUUGACCUGCUACUUGAUGCUCAAGCAGCCACAGGUCACAUCAUUGAUCCCAGAACUAAUCAAAACUUAACGGUUGAGGAGGCAGUUGCUGAUGGAGUGGUAGACUCAAGAGAUCAAGACAGACUUUUAGCAGCACAAGCUGCUGCUGUGGGCUACAAGCAUCCCAGUAAAGCCACACCCCUCUCAGUGUGUGAGGCUUUGAAAAAUGGGAUGAUUGACAUGAAAACUGGACUACGCUUGCUGCAGGCCCAGGAGUGUGUUGGAGGCAUAUUGGAUCCAAAUCUCAGUGUCUUCCUUCCCAAAGUCAUGGCUAUUAAUCGUAAUAUUUUGGAUGAAAAUCUCUUUCAUUCUUUGACCCUGAAUCCAAAGUGUUAUAUAGACCCUGAAACUGACCAGGAUGUCAGUUAUGGACUGUUGAAACAAAGAUGUAAGACCGAGGCUCACACCGGUCUACUUCUGUUGCCAGUCACUGAGCGGAAAGACGCAUCCAAACUAAUUUUUGAUGGUGUCCGCAGGAGCGUAACCGCGCAACAGUUAUUUGAUAGUGGCAUCUUGGAUGAACCAACAUUAAAUCAGCUACUCAAGGGUGAGAAAACUGUGGGAGAGCUGUCUGUCGAAAAGCAGGUUUACCUCAAAGGGACCGGUGUAAUCGCUGGGGUUGCAGCCGGCUCAUUGAAAAAAAUGUCCUUUACUGAGGCUAAGAAACAAAGUAUUAUGUCCCCUGAAAGUGCUGACUUGCUACUUGAAGCUCAGGCAGCCACAGGGCACAUCAUUGACCCGCUGACAAAUCAGAAAUUGACCGUUAAGGAAGCAUGUGCUAGAGGAGUAGUCAGUAGGGAAGAUGAAUCAAAGCUGUUUGCAGCUGAAGCUGCUGCCAUUGGGUACAGAGACCUGGAUACCUCGAUGAUCUUGUCUGUUGGCCAGGCCAUGAAAAGGGGACUGAUUGACAAGGAAACAGCUCUUCGCUUACUUCAGGCUCAAGAAUCCGCUGGAGGUAUUUUGCACCCCGUCCUUAGUGUAUACCUACCUAGAGAUGUCGCUAUUGAUCGGAAUCUGAUUGAUAAAGAACUAUAUGAGGCCCUAAGUCAGUAUCCUCAAUGCUAUCUGGAUCCAGACACCCAACUGCCAGUUAGCUAUCUGUCACUGAAGCAAAGAUGCAGAGAAGACAUAAGUACAGGUCUUUUACUUCUCCCAGAACCUAAAAAACCAACAACUGUCCAAGGACUCAGGAGUCAGGUGUCUGUCACAGAUCUCUUAAAUGCAAAAUUACUUGAGCCAUCUGACAUUGAUCAGUUGAAAGAAGGUAGAUUGACAAGUCAGGACAUUGAGCACCGCCUGCGCUCCUAUUUGGGUAGGUCCACGUGUAUAGCGGGACUUUUUGAUGAAACAAGUGAUAAGGUGAUGACAUUUUAUGAAGCAAUGAAAAAUGGACUUUUGCGACCUGAGACCGCUCUGGAACUUCUUGAAGCACAGGCUGCUUCAGGUUUUAUAGUUGACCCUGUGAAAAAUGUUCACCUCACUGUGAGUGAUGCUUACAACAAAGGACUAUUUGGAUCAGAGUAUCUGGAUACCCUGCUAUCAGCAGAAAGAGCUGUGACAGGUUAUAAACUGCCAGGCACAGGAAAGGUUAUUUCUCUUUUCCAGGCAAUAAAGAGGGGUCUAGUUGCGAAAGAACAGGGCAUCCGUCUGCUUCAGGCUCAGAUUGCCAGCGGCGGUAUUAUUGAUCCUGAACACAGCCAUCGGAUUGAUGUAAAUGUGGCCUAUAGCAAAGGACACUUAGAUGAGGAAAUGAAUAAGAUUGUGAUGGAUCAAGAUGUUGCUAGUAAAGUUUUCUCUGACCCUAAAACAGAGGAAAAGUUAAACUAUUCAGAUCUUAAAAAACGUUGCAUUACUAAUGGCAAGACUGGCCUACUCCUUUUGCCGAUUGUGGACAAAGAAAAGCAAGAAGCAACGAUGAAAAACACUCUGAGGAAGAGGAGAGUAAUUAUUGUGGACCCGCAGACUAAUAAAGAGAUGACUAUACGUGAAGCAUAUGAUAAAGGAUACAUUGACCAUACCACCUACCUGGAACUGGCCGAGCAGGAGUGUGAGUGGGAAGAGAUCACAACCACGGCUCCAGACGGUUCCAAACGAUUUGUUAUCAUUGACAAGAAGACGGGUAGAGAGUAUGACAUCAGUGAACUACUUGAAAAAAGAGUCAUUGAUCAAUCACUUCUUGAUCAAUAUCGCGCACGCAAGAUCACCUUAACACAGUUCGCAGAUGUCAUCACUGAAAAGACUGAGCAUCGAUGGCCAACAUCAACUUCCACAUCACAUGCUUCACUUACAGCUUCAACGUCAUCAUCAUCAACAGUUAUAUCAAGAUCUACUUCUCUUACUAAGGUGUCUACAACAAUGCCUCCCACCAUUAAAGAGCAGAGCUUUACAAGCAGCACUGGUUCUCAAGACUCAUCUGAGACCUUCAAUAAAACAUCUAGUGUUUCGAUCACCCUGACCCCUGUUGAAAGUGUUAGUGAAAAGUAUCCUGUGGGUGCCAUAUUUGAUACAGAGACUUUAGAAAAAAUAUCAGUUAUGGCAGCUCUAAAUUGUGGUCUUCUUGAUGCCAUUACUGCUCAGAGGCUACUGGAGGCCCAGGCUUGCACUGGAGGAAUCAUAAAUCCAGAAAAUGGACGCCGGCUAAGCAUUCAGGAGGCUUCCCGCAAAGGUAUCAUUAAUGACGAUAUGGCUGCCAAACUAAAGCCUGCCCAGAAAGCAUUUAUUGGCUAUGAAGAUUUAAAAAUGGGCAAGAAAAUGUCUGCUGCUGAAGCUGUCAAGGAGAUGUGGCUUCCUUAUGAGGCAGGCCAGCGGUUUAUGGAGUUUCAGUUUGUAACGGGAGGACUGUAUGACCCAGAGCUGGGCUGUAGACGAACUACAGCUGAUGCUUUGAAAAUGGGUUGGAUUGAUAAUAGCACUGCUAUGAAACUCCAAGACUUCAGACAGCACCCAAGGAUUUUAACAUGCCCCAAGAGUAAAUUGAAGAUCUCUUAUAAGGAGGCUCUUGACAAUUGUAUGGUGGAGGAGAGCACUGGGCUGAGAAUGUUACCGGCAUCAUCCGUGUCCUCCAGAGGAAUAAGCAGUCCUUACAAUUUUGGGUCAGCCCCAGGAUCCAUCACGGGCUCUAGAAGUGGCUCUCGACGAAGUUCCCGAAGGAGUAGUUUGGAUUUGGGCUCCGCAUCCUCCUUGUCCACCAGUCAUCACAGUCAUUCAAGCCUUGCCAGCUUCUCCACCAGAUCCGAAACCAACCAAAAAUAG
This is a messenger RNA of Nerophis lumbriciformis (worm pipefish), 7686 nucleotides long. Lineage: Eukaryota; Metazoa; Chordata; Actinopteri; Syngnathiformes; Syngnathidae. The record is from RefSeq and is a predicted model, not a curated record.